Molecule: messenger RNA, 837 nt
Organism: Rodentolepis nana
Lineage: Eukaryota; Metazoa; Platyhelminthes; Cestoda; Cyclophyllidea; Hymenolepididae
Source: the annotation of a GenBank genome assembly
AUGCCUCUUGCUAUCAUAUGGCCUGUCGUAUUUUCGCCGCAAAAUGUUGUUGCCUUUCUCUAUUUAAUAGCUUCUCUUCUUUCGUAUUUUACCUUGCCCAUUUACAAUUAUCAACAAUUUUUUCAGUCUCUUCCUCUUUUAAGUUCGAUUUUUCUAUUUGGAAAAUCUACUAUUUAUUCACCCAUUUAUUCAUUUUUGCUCGUGCCAAAACGCUGGUUCCGUCAUUUCUACUUUACUGCCAUUCUUAUUUCCCUAUCAACCCUUUCACCUUUGUUUUCAACUCGUAUUGCAGGAAGUUUGUCUACAAGAAUUGCACUCAUGGUUGUUGUCAUUCAAACUACCAAACGUCUUUAUGAAAGUAUUUACGUACAGAUAUUCUCUAAAAGCGUCAUGUCAAUAGUGCACUACUUUGUUGGACAUUAUUUUUAUCUUACUAUGCCACUUUCUAUUUAUUGGACUUUUUUAUUAGAUAGUGAUGGCUAUUUUAAAAUGGGGUUCUACUUUAUUUGUGCUUCGGUUGUGAUCAUGUUGCAGCAUGUUGUGAUGUUACAGCUUGCUGAUAUUAGGAAGAAUGUUCCAAGAGGUGAACGAAACACUUACCAUGUUCCAACAGGCUACAUGUUUACCCAUGUAACUUGUCCGCAUUUCGCGCUGGAGAUACUACUCUACGCUAUCAUUCAUUUAAUUCUCGGACUUUGUUGGCUACCCUUUACGCCGACAUUUAUCUUUGUUCUCUCAAAUCAAAUUUGCUCCGGUGUGAUCAACCACAUGUGGUAUCAAAAGAAUUACUCCGAUUUUGCAAAGUCUAGAAAAAUCCUAAUUCCUUUUGUAUUUUGA